AUGAUGGAUUGGACAGGCGGCCAGCUGCAGCGUCAUCACACUCGCUCAGGCCUACUGACCAAAGCCCAGAAACAAAAUUUCGCCAAAUCCAGACUCCAUGCAAAGGGCACGGCCAUUCUCCCACCCUCUCCAUUUCGCAACUUUCCAGACAUCAAGGGCUCGAGCACCGAGAAACCAGAGACAAACAAUAAUCAAUUGCCUGCAGAAGAACCGGUUUCACAUCCGCCUGCAGUACACCAGACACAGUUUCAGAAAUCGGGUGCCAACGAGCUGAGUGAUAUCAAGCGACAACUUCUCAACGAAUCCGAUUGGGCAGCUAUAUCAGUGACACGUCCCCUUGAGCUGACAUUCACGUCCGCCGAGGAAAUAGAGCGCUUUGGCAAACGACGAAGAUUGAAUGAUCAAGAUAGAAAGAGACUGGUCGCAACUAACAACAAUGGGUCGACUUUUUUCGAGCUGCCUGAACGAAGGGCCAGAAAUCCAUCGUCCGUGAUCGAUACUAUUGAAGGAAUCCAGAUCGAAAUUAAUGGACGACCGGUGAGACGGUCCAAUGACAGCUCCGACGUUGCAAUUAGCAGUCUCUCUUCGCAAUCAAUGCUGCUUGAUCAUGAAGGGUCCGCGGCAUCCGAAUGGGAAGAGAAAGAGAACCUAACAGCUACCUGGAUUACCAAUCUGUUUCCCGGGCCAAACUAA
This is a messenger RNA of Penicillium soppii, 693 nucleotides long. RefSeq lists its product as uncharacterized. Lineage: Eukaryota; Fungi; Ascomycota; Eurotiomycetes; Eurotiales; Aspergillaceae. The coding region runs from base 1 to 693 and encodes 230 amino acids. The record is from RefSeq and is a predicted model, not a curated record. The transcript is spliced from 2 exons.